CUCUCUCUCUCUCUCUCUCUCUCUACGGUCUCCAUAUAUAUCACAUUGAUCACUCUCAAAGAAUUUUGUACUGUACUCCAAGAACAAAUUUCUAUCAUUAAGAGCUUCAAAUCUGAGACUUAGAGAGAGAUGAUGAAGAGUGGAGUAAUUGUUAAAGAAGGGUUCGUAUUCAAGGACGAAACCCACUUUACGGUUUCAAAAACCUCUCUUUUCUACGCCGGCGACGGCUACACAGCUUACGACUGCAGAGGUGAACUCAUCUUCCGAGUCGACUCAUAUGGCCCAGAUGCUCGUGAGACAGGUGAACUCGUUCUCAUGGACGCCUCCGGCAAAUGCCUUCUCACUGUCCGCCGUAAGAGGCCGAGUCUCCAUCACAGGUGGGAAGGCUUCAUAGGGGAGAGAAUUGAUGGACAGAAGCCAAUCUUCAGCGUUCGCAGAUCAUCUAUAAUCGGACGGUUCAGUGUGACAGUGGAGCUGUACACCAAUACAGGUGAGGAGUACCAGAUUGAAGGCUCCUUUGCCAACAGACAUUGCACUAUUUUUAAUGCGGAAAAGGAGAUAGUGGCUGAGAUUAGACGUAAAGUGGAUGCCUCCACCAAUGUCGUGUUGGGAAAAGACGUUUUCUUAAUUUCACUAAAACCGGGUUUUGAUGGGGCCUUUGGUAUGGGGCUAGUGCUGGUUCUUGAUCAGCUUAAUGGUGAUGAUUUAGCUGAUGAAAAUCCCACCAACGAGGAUGUAACUUUUUCUUCUUAAUUUUGUAAUUUUAUUAAAUUCUAGGAUUUUGUAAUAAAUAAAAAAGUUGAUGUCGUAGAAACAUCAACUGUACAGACAG
Molecule: messenger RNA, 832 nt
Organism: Olea europaea var. sylvestris
Lineage: Eukaryota; Viridiplantae; Streptophyta; Magnoliopsida; Lamiales; Oleaceae
Product: protein LURP-one-related 12-like
Exons: 2
Coding region: 130-753 (207 amino acids)
Source: RefSeq, a predicted model, not a curated record